Molecule: messenger RNA, 1650 nt
Organism: Megalops cyprinoides (Indo-Pacific tarpon)
Lineage: Eukaryota; Metazoa; Chordata; Actinopteri; Elopiformes; Megalopidae
Gene: rad21l1
Product: RAD21 cohesin complex component like 1
Exons: 13
Coding region: 1-1650 (549 amino acids)
Biological process (GO): replication-born double-strand break repair via sister chromatid exchange; mitotic sister chromatid cohesion; synaptonemal complex assembly
Cellular component (GO): synaptonemal complex; cohesin complex
Molecular function (GO): chromatin binding; protein binding
Source: RefSeq, a predicted model, not a curated record
AUGUUCUACACUCAGCUUUUCAUGUCGAAACGCGGGCCGCUGGCUAAGAUUUGGCUAGCAGCCCACUGGGAGAAAAAGAUCACUAAGGCCCACGUCUUCGAGUGCAACCUGGAAACCACCAUCAAAGACAUAAUGUCGCCACAGGUCAAAAUUGGAUUGCGGACGUCAGGACAUCUGUUGCUGGGUGUGGUGAGGAUCUACUCCCGAAAAGCCAAGUACCUUCUGGCUGACUGCAAUGAUGCAGUGCUAAAAAUCAAAGUGGCAUUUCGUCCAGGUCAAACUGAUCUCCCCAGUGAAAAUAUGGAGGCUACCUUCAAAGCCAUCACCCUGCCUGAGGAGUUCCCAGAUUUUGACUCCCAGCUCCCGGACGUCAAUGCGAUUGAAGUUGCAGACCACUUUUCCCUGAACCAGUGCAGGACAGAGGACAUCACUCUGAAAGAGGACUUGGGAAACAGCUUCCUCCUUCUUGAGACUGACUUUGGUGAAGAGUCACACCUGCAUCAGGAUGGCCUGUUUGAUGUGAGCUUCCCUAGCCUGGCCACACCUGGCGAUGGCUUUGGGGAUGAAGAGAUGGGCUUGGGACUCUUGGAUUUUAUGGCAUAUACCACCGAAGAUGCAAUGCCACUCGUCUUUACUCCUGAUGAUGCCAAAAAUGAGAUACCUGCAACUCCACCUCCAACAGCUGUCAGCAAAGAGGAAGGACAUCCUGACGCACCCUACCCCCAGCCCAAUGCAGAAAUUUCCACGCUGGAUGAGACCACCUUGCUUGCGAACGAGGAGGAAGGUUUUGCUCUGGAGCCAGUAUCUGUUACGCCCUCUUCAGAGAGGAAGAGGGUGAAGACGAAGAGGAGGCUGCUGGUGGACCGUGAGAAGGAGCUCUCGAACGAGGAGAUCCGAAACCAGAUUGCAGACUCCUCCGACCUGGUGGUCCCGCUGGACAUGGCUCCACCCACUCGCCUGCUCAUGGAGUGGAAGGAGACCGGAGGGGUAGAGCAGCUGCUUCGCCACCACUGCGUGCCUGUCAUACACCCCUACCUGAAACAGCUGUUCCCCAAGAACAUGCUGCCGAGGAGAGGAAGAACAGAGGGGGGUGCGGAGGACCGUGAGCCAGAGAAGAUGAGGACCCUACAUGAGUCAGAGCAAAGCAUGCUGGGAGUGGUGGACAACUCCAGCAUCUUGCAGGAGACUCGGGACCGGGACUGCACGUUCUGCAGCCUGGAGGCCACACCCCUGCAGACUGCUGCUGGCAGCAAGAAACGCACCACACCCGACCGGCACAGGGAAAGUGAACAGAGCGUGACAGAGGUCUCACUUCCCCCCUCAGAAGACUCCAUGUGUGUUCAUCCAUCUGGGCAGGAGAGAGAACCUCUGCUGAGCCAGUCUCAGUCUGCGCUGGACAGUCAGGACUUGGAAGAGAAGAGGAUCACCAGCAGGGCUCAGAACCUGCUUCACAUUCUCAGAAGUCAGAGCGCGGGCCGCAGUACCGCGUUCAGCCUGCAGGAGCUCAUUGGCAGGUGCAGUCGGUCGCAGGCAUCCGCUACGUUCUACUGCUUCCUGGUACUGAAGAAACAGAAGGCCCUGGAUCUGCGUCAGGAUGUACCCUACGCUGAUAUCACUGCCACACCUGGACCUGCAUUUCACCUGCUGUAG